AUGGCAGGUAGAAUACAACUGGUUAAAACUACUAUCAUUGCUAUUGCACAAUUUUGGAUGCAUUGUCUUCCUCUCCUCAAGACUGUCAUCAAGAAGAUAGAUAGUAUUUGUAGAAGUUUUGUGUGGACUAGGAAAGCAACUGUCAGCAAGAAAAGCCCCAUUGCUUGGAAUUCAGUUUGCAGGCCAAAAAGUCUUGGAGGUAUGAACAUCUUCAAUCUCUGUCUCUGGAAUGAUAUUGCUCUUUUGAAGUGUCUUUGGAAUCUGAGUUUAAAAGCUGACAACCUUUGGGUUAAAUGGGUGCAUGCCCAUUAUCUCAAGAAGAAGACUUUGAUGGAGGCAGACAUUAGCAACAGUUGCUCUUGGGUGAUAAAGAAAAUUUUUAAACUUAGAGAGCAUCUCCCUAAUCUCCAGCCAAUGUGGGAUCAAAUGAUUCAAAAGAUGAGCUUUUGUAUGCAUAAGUUGAAUGACAAACUGAUGGAUUUUGAUAGGGUGCCUUGGAGAUAUCUACUACAAGGUAACAGUGCUAGACCUAGGGCUACUAUCAUCACAUGGAUGGCCUGCCAUGGUAGAUUGAGUACGAAGGAUAGACUGAGACGGAUUGGUUUGAUUACUGAUCAUAUUUGCAGCCUGUGUAAUGUUUGUGAUAAAACUCUCGAUCAUCUUCUGUUUGAAUGCAGGUUUGCAAAGGAUGUUUGGAAAUAUGUUCUGCAGUGGAUAGGCAUUUCACAUGAGCCUCAACCUUGGUCCCUUGAGCUUGGCUGGAUUACCCGUAUGACAACAAAAAAAGGUUGGAGAUUUAGGAUCCUAAAGAUAGCAAUUGCUGAAACUAUAUAUGGUGUUUGGCAAUAUAGGAAUGAUGUUAUUUUUAGGGGAAAUACUCAUAGGAAUACAAGUAUAGAUAUUGGAGAUAGAAUUAUAGAGAAAUUGAUGUAUAGAGGGUGGUAUUCACCCAAAUUAAAGAAGCACAUAGCUACCUUAAUGCUUUAG
This is a messenger RNA of Vicia villosa (hairy vetch), 987 nucleotides long. RefSeq lists its product as uncharacterized. NCBI's taxonomy places the organism in Eukaryota, Viridiplantae, Streptophyta, Magnoliopsida, Fabales, Fabaceae. The transcript has a single exon. Bases 1 to 987 code for a protein of 328 amino acids. The record is from RefSeq and is a predicted model, not a curated record.